AUUUACCUUCCCCUCCAUCCCUUACAAAAACUCUGACCAAACGUCGACGUCAUCCUUCUUGACAAAAGUCAAAUAAAAUCAUAUACAAUCGCUUUCAAGUUUCAACUCUGCUCUGCUCAAGGUCCUACAUUUGGGGUUCUUGCUUCGGAUCGGAAUCAGAUACUGUCUUCUCCAACUCACGAAGCUGCUGCUACCAAGGUGAAAAUGAGGGCAAUCCUUGGUGGAGGCGGUACUUCUUCUCCUAAUCUAUUGGAGCCCAGAUACAGGCUCUCUUCUGCAUCUUGAUUUUGUUGUAUUCAGCGAGGAGGCCAGUAAAAAGAAACUUUUUAGAAGCAAAAGUUCCAGAGAGGGGGAUAAGGCGCUCUUCAGUCCCACCAAAGAUAGGUCUUUGACCUGCAAGUUUUCUAUAUUGAACCUUGUCUUUGCUGUUAUUGCAUUGGGAGCGUUAAUUACACUAUGGCAUUCUCUUAAAGUUCAUUCUGAUAUUACACCAAAUCCAAGAUCUAGCCCAAUUUUAGUAGACAAACAGACAAGAAAGGAUGUUGUAGAUCAACGAUACAUAUCUGUACUAGAUAUUGAAUGGGACCAAAUGCCACGAGUUAUUGGGAAACUAAGUAAUACUCAUAAAUCUUUUGUUGUUGGUUUGCUAAACUUUAAUGACAAUGAAAUUAAUCAAUGGGAACAACUAUUACCUGAUGCGGAGCAUGUGAUCUUGAACCUGGAUUAUGUCUCAAACAAUGUUACUUGGGAUACAUUAUACCCUGAAUGGAUAGAUGAAGAGCAAGAAUUUGAGGUUCCCACUUGUCCUAUGUUGCCCAAGCUUCAGGUUCCACGCAAACCCCGCAUUCAUCUCAUAGCAGUAAAGCUACCGUGCAAGAAGCCUGGGGACUGGAUGAGAGAUGUGGCUCGGCUGCACUUGCAAAUUGCAGCAGCGGGGUUUGCUGCCUCUGCAAAAGGAUAUCAUGAAGCACAUGUACUCUUGGUCACUGAAUGUUUUCCAACUCCAAAUUUGUUUACUUGUAAAGAUCUAGUUGUGCACGAAGGAAAUAUGUGGUUGUAUAAACCAAAUCUAAACACUCUGAGGGAAAAACUUCAACUACCUGUGGGAUCAUGUGAACUUGCAGUACCUCUCAAAGCUAAAGAGCACUGGCACUCAAGUAAUGCACGUCGAGAAGCCUAUGCAACAAUCCUGCACUCAGCACAGUUUUAUGUAUGUGGGGCAAUAGCUGCAGCACAGAGUAUUCGCAUGGCAGGUUCUACUCGGGAUCUUGUGAUACUUGUAGAUGAGACAAUAAGUGACUACCACAGGGGAGGGUUGGAGGCAGCAGGAUGGAAAAUUCAUACAAUAAAAAGAAUCAGGAACCCAAAAGCCGAACGAGAUGCAUACAAUGAAUGGAACUACAGCAAAUUUCGUCUCUGGCAGCUGACAGAUUAUGACAAAAUCGUCUUCAUUGAUGCAGAUUUGUUAAUACUAAGAAACAUCGACUUUCUCUUCGAGAUGCCAGAAAUAACUGCAAUAGGAAAUAAUGCUACACUGUUUAACUCAGGGGUGAUGGUGGUUGAACCAUCAAAUUGCACUUUCCAGUUGUUGAUGGAUCAUAUUAAUGAGAUUGAAUCAUACAAUGGUGGGGACCAGGGGUAUUUGAAUGAGGUUUUCACAUGGUGGCACCGAAUCCCAAAACACAUGAACUUUCUGAAACACUACUGGGAAGGUGAUGAAGAGGAGAAGAAAGACAGAAAAACUCAACUUUUUGGUGCUGACCCUCCUGUCCUCUAUGUCCUUCACUAUUUAGGGUUGAAACCAUGGUUGUGCUUCCGCGACUAUGAUUGCAACUGGAAUGUUGGGAAACUGCAAGAGUUUGCAAGUGAUGUCGCCCACAAGACAUGGUGGAAAGUCCAUGACGCAAUGCCCGAGAACCUGCACAAAUACUGCUUGCUUAGAUCCAAACAGAAGGCUGCCCUUGAGUGGGAUCGAAUGGAAGCCGAGAAAGCUAACUUCACAGAUGGCCAUUGGAAGAUCAAGAUAAAAGAUCCCCGUUUACAGAUCUGUUUCGAAGAUUUUUGCUUCUGGGAGAGUAUGCUGUGGCACUGGGGAGAAACAAACUGGACAGAUAAUGCAACGUCUACUCCAACACCACCUUCACUCCAAACUGCUUCAAUCUUUUUAUAAUUGGGUGUAAAUGAUAAAGAGCUGUCUGGCAUUUCCAUUUCUUGUACUUCACUUUGUUUUGGCCCAGGCAUUUUUGACCUCCCAUGCAAAACUGUGGAUGGGCUGAAGUUAAGUUUUUACAUCACCUAAAUCUUUUUUCCUGCAUGAUAUUGCAGCAAUGUAGAUUAUACGGAGUAUAUUGUUAUUCCUUAUAUCAAGUGGAUAUAAGUACUUCUCCCUGUAUAAAUAAGUGUUGGCCAAUUUGGAAAACAUUCUUAAAAUUGAGCUUGAAGAUGAAAGUUGAAUCAAUUUGUAAACAGCACGCAAGCUAGAGAUGUUGAAACAUUUAAUUUGAGAUUGCAUUACAUUAAAUUAUCGUACC
Messenger RNA from Cuscuta europaea, 2531 nucleotides. The record is from the annotation of a GenBank genome assembly. Lineage: Eukaryota; Viridiplantae; Streptophyta; Magnoliopsida; Solanales; Convolvulaceae.